This is a messenger RNA of Melanotaenia boesemani (Boeseman's rainbowfish), 3449 nucleotides long. RefSeq names its product MBT domain-containing protein 1-like. The record is from RefSeq and is a predicted model, not a curated record. The transcript has 18 exons. Gene Ontology annotation, biological process: regulation of DNA-templated transcription. Lineage: Eukaryota; Metazoa; Chordata; Actinopteri; Atheriniformes; Melanotaeniidae. Bases 249 to 2414 code for a protein of 721 amino acids. Gene Ontology annotation, molecular function: zinc ion binding. Gene Ontology annotation, cellular component: nucleus.
GGGGGGGGGCUGUUUUGGUUCUGGACUGCAGUUCCAGACCCAGUAAAUCUGAACCAGAUGUUGCUCAGUUAGACUCAGUCCUGGUUCGGGUUUCAGGAGCCUCAUCCUGCUGGCAUAGAGGGAAUCCUGGAGGUCAUCGGGUGUGUGUUGGGCUACAGUCAGUGCACCGCAGUGCCGCGCUGCGCAUCACUCAUGCAUGACAGUGAACGCAACAGCUGGCAGCUGAUGAGUUCAAAGUCAGGGGCUUAAUGUGGUCACGUGACUUGUUUAAACAGGUGGACCGUCUGUCCAGGAAGCGGCGGGACUCCUUUGGGAUGCUGGACAGUCUGGAGGAGGACCGGAGCAGCUGCAGCACCGAUUCCAGCGGCGCGAGCGGAGCGUCCAGCCCAGAGGACAGCGAAGAUGAAGAGUUUGGAGGAGGAGGAGGAGGGCUGACUCAACUCACGUCCUCUUCCUCCUCCUCUGCCUCCUCCUUGAUGCUCAUCAAGACCAAUGGACAGGUGUAUACCUAUCCUGACGGCAAGGCAGGCAUGGCCACCUGUGAGAUGUGCGGCAUGGUUGGUGUCAGGGACGCUUUCUACAGCAAGACCAAACGUUUCUGCAGCGUCUCCUGCUCCAGGAGUUACUCCUCCAACUCCAAGAAGGCCAGCAUCCUCGCCAGGCUGCAGGGGAAGCCUCCCACCAAGAAAGCCAAGGUUCUGCAGAAACAGCCUCUGAUGACCAAACUGGCAGCUUACGCUCAGCAUCAGACCAGCCAUAACAGCAGCAUCAGGAAAAGUGCACCUGUUGAGGUGUUCGACUGGGGCCGUUACCUUGGAGACGGAGACGUGGCGGGAGCACCGGUCAGCUGUUUCAAACAUGUCCAAAUGGGGAAGACCUGGGUCGACGUCGGCGAAGGAGUUCGGGUCGAGGUCCCAAACACCGACAGUGGUCUCCCAAUGAGGGUGUACUGGAUCGCCAGCAUCAUCAAACUGGCUGGUUUUAAGGCCCUGCUGCGGUACGAGGGCUUCGACAGCGACUCCACCAGAGAUUUCUGGUUGAAUCUGUGCGUUCCUGACAUCCACCCGGUCGGCUGGUGUGCAGCUGGAGGGAAACCUCUGGUCCCCCCUCAGACCAUCCUGCACCGCUUCACCAACUGGAAGACCUUCCUCGUCAAGAGACUGACGGGCUCCAAGACUCUGCCACCGGACUUUUCCUCUAAGGUGCAGGAGAGCAUGCAGUUCCCCUUCAAGAAGCAGAUGAGGGUGGAGGUGGUGGAUAAGACUCACCUGUGUCGGACCCGGGUGGCUCUGGUGGAGCAGGUGAUCGGCGGGCGGCUGCGGCUCGUGUACGAGGAGUGCGACGACGGGACGGACGACUUCUGGUGCCACAUGUACAGCCCUCUGAUCCACAGCAUCGGGUGGUCCCGGUCCAUCGGACACCGCUUCAAACGAUCAGAUGUGGCCAAGAAGCUGGACAGUCAGAUGGACGCACCUGGACAGCUGUUCACAAAGGUGAAGGAGGUGGACCAGAGCGGACCCUGGUUUGAGGAUGGGAUGAAGCUGGAGGCAAUCGACCCUCUGAACCUGUCAGCCAUCUGCGUGGCCACCGUGAGGAAGGUCCUGGCGGACGGAUACUUGAUGAUCGGAAUCGACGGCUCGGAGGCUGCAGACGGCUCGGACUGGUUUUGCUAUCACUCCACUUCUCCCUCCAUCUUCCCCGCCGGCUUCUGUGAGAUCAAUAACAUCGAGCUGACGCCGCCCAGAGGUUACAGCUGUCUUCCCUUCCGGUGGUUUGAGUAUCUGAAGGAGAGCAAGUCUGUGGCUGCUCCAGUCAACCUCUUCAACAAGGACGUCCCCAACCACGGUUUCCGUCCUGGAAUGAAACUGGAGGCCGUGGACCUCAUGGAGCCCCGGCUCGUCUGCGUUGCCACGGUGACCCGCAUUGUCCACCGGUUACUACGGAUACACUUUGACGGCUGGGAGGACGAGUACGACCAGUGGGUGGACUGCGAGUCCCCGGACCUGUACCCGGUGGGCUGGUGUCAGCUGAUGGGAUACCAGCUGCAGCCUCCUGCUGUUAAUGCAGGGUCCAGAGACCUGCACUCAGCAUCAUCCAGACAGAGGAAGAAGUCCCAGCAAUACAGAGGACAGAAGAAAAAGCGGAAGCUGCCCAUUGCUAAGCGACUGGUCGGCGACGUGGUGGUGGGAGCUCCCAGGAGCCUAUCAGGAGACGAGAAUGAGACUCCGCCCGAUUACCCGUCACCCCUCCCUCCAUCGUCCAUAGCUCAGCCGUCAUCUGCUGAACCCGAGAGCAGCCGUCCCACUGAGGGGGGAGCAGGUUCCCACAUGAAAGACGAGAAGUUCUCGUCCCAGAGGACUGAACCAGAAACCAACGGGUCCUCCGGAGGUUUCCUCAACAACAAGGAUCAGUAGUAGGCGUCUCCUCCAUCUCCUGUAGCGAGAAAUCAUCUACAGUUCGUCUAAAUUCUGAAAACUCCGCUGUCCUCCUUUUAUCGGUUUAACCCAAAUCUUCAUCCCUCCUUCCCAUCCGAUAAGUACAGUCUGCUUACCAUCUUAUAUCAGAAAAACUAAAAACUCCUGGACCACCAGCCCGACGGCGGAUUUCCUUUCUUCUGUGUUAACGUCAGACUGGAUGUGGUGGAGGAGUGGUGGCUGCAGCAGCGAUGUAUGAAAACAAGCUGUGUGUUAAUGUGUGUGUGUUGGAUGGGUGAGGAUGCAGCUCGUCUUCACUCUGAACCGCGUCUCUUCAGGAAAAACGUGAGUCCACUUUGUCUCCCCGAACCUUCGUCUUUUCUACCGUUUCAGUGUGAUUAGAGACGAUGGAAGCAACGGCAAUAAGUCUGGUGUAAGAAAACUCCCAAAACAUCAGCUCUGCACAGACGGUUCUGGGUCCAGAUGGAUCGGUUCUGGGCCCCGAUGGAUCAGUUCUGGGCCCCGAUGGAUCGGUUCUGGGUCCCGAUGGAUCGGUUCUGGGUUCAGAUGGAUCGGUUCUGGGUCCAGAUGGAUGGUUCUGGGUCUAGACAGUUCGGUUCAGGGUCUAGACAGAUCGGUUCUGGCUCCAGUCUGGUAGUUCUGGGUCCAGACGGAUUGAUUCUGGAUUAGAUUAGAAAAAAAUGUUCUUUUCACUGAAAUUUAUGGUUCCUGAGUUUGUUUUUUAACAGUGAAAUAAAUAAUGACUUAACUGGCUCCCGAUACCUCACAAAGAAUUAUUAUUAUAAUUAAAUAAGGAUUAAAAGCAUUUUCAAGUCAGAAAACAAGUUAAAUUACAUCCCAAAUUCCCAAAACAAAGAAAGAAGAUAAACACGUCAGACGAUGAAACUGAGACAUUUUAUCAUGUGGUGGAAAAUACCAGCUGAUAGUUAAUCUGAUGCAACACGUCUGGAAAAAGUAGUUCCAGGGUGAUGUUCAGCAUGGUGUAAAAAGUAGUUCCAGGGUGAUGUUCGGCAU